AUGACAACCAACACAACUAGCAACUGCAACUUCACAAGUUUCCAACUCUACUACCCCAUUUAYCUCCUCGAAUUAACUCUUUAUAGCAUCAUUUUCUUUUUUGGAGCAAUUUUCAACGCCCUCGCCCUGUGGGUGUUCUUCUACAAAGUCAAGAGGUGGACAGAAACCAGGGUCUAUGUGCUCAAUUUGGUCUUUGCAGACUGCUCCGUUAUCUGCACCUUGCCGCUAAUGGUCUACCUACGCUGGAACAGGUCAGUGCGAGAUGAACUCUGCCAGGCUGCAGAAGCCAUGUAUUUUAUCAACAUGGAAGUGAGCAUCUACAUCAUUUUAUUCAUCUCGCUCGACCGAUACGUUGCCAUAAAGCACCCCCUGAAAGCCAAGGCCUUGAGGUCUCCAGCGAAGGCCGCGCUUCUCUGCGGACUCCUUUGGGUGUCCACCAUAGUAGCCACAGCCCUACAACUGAGACAGAGACAGGCCAGCUUCUGCUUUCAGAAGGACACAASCUAUCCACUUGUCCUGAGCCUGGUUUCCCUUCUCUUCAUUUUUACUCUGCCAUUAAUCACCUUGACCUUUUGCUCCAUUGACAUCAUCAGGAAUUUGAAGAGAAGGUUGAACACCAACUCCCCAGAGAAUCAAUUAAUCCRCAAAGCUAUUUAUGUUAUUUACACAAAUAUGGCUGUAUUUUUAAUAUGCUUUCUCCCAGCCUACCUUGGCAUACUUACCAUGUUCAUAAUGGAAAACACUGGAGCUACUUGCAGCACGAUCCGGGUUAUGAGGAACUUGUCCUCCGUGACAAGGUGCAUCGCCACCUCUAACUGCUGCCUGGAUAGCAUUUGCUAUUAUUUUGUGACCAAAGAAUUCCAGGAGGCCCUUUCUCUGCCCAAGCACAGCGGGGACAAAACAAAUCCAGGCCACCUUUCUCAGAUACAKACUGCCUAA
Molecule: messenger RNA, 939 nt
Organism: Nothoprocta perdicaria
Lineage: Eukaryota; Metazoa; Chordata; Aves; Tinamiformes; Tinamidae
Product: G-protein coupled receptor 35-like
Exons: 1
Coding region: 1-939 (312 amino acids)
Biological process (GO): chemokine-mediated signaling pathway; positive regulation of Rho protein signal transduction; phospholipase C-activating G protein-coupled receptor signaling pathway
Cellular component (GO): membrane
Molecular function (GO): chemokine receptor activity
Source: RefSeq, a predicted model, not a curated record